UGUGGUGGAUUUGUCAAGGGCGCAAGGCAGUGCGCAUCCUCUGAUCCGUUUCCACUCUUUGCUUCCCUCUCUUUUGUCGCCUCUGUGCCGCCUUGUCGCCCGCCGGCACCCCUCCUCUCCUCCUACCAGCGCCUCCGGGAUGGAGCUCCGCCUCUGCCUCCGCCUCCACGCGCGGCUCCCUUCCGCCCCGAAACGCUCGCGUCUUCCUUCCCCCGCGAUGGUACUGCUGCCCGCGUCUGGCCGCCUUCGGAUUGGUUGGAGCUGCGGGGAUGCUCCGCGGCGGAUUCCGAAUUCGGCCAUCUUCGCCGUCAGAGCGGACGGCGCGCAGGGUGAUGCUGUGAAGGAGAGGAGCGUCUCGGUGAUCCUCUUGUCCGGAGGGCAAGGGAAGAGAAUGGGGGCCAAUAUGCCUAAGCAGUAUAUACCAUUACUGGGAACACCAAUUGCUCUCCACAGUUUAAGGACAUUCUGUCGAAUGAAGGAAGUGAAAGAAGUUAUAGUGGUGUGUGAUCCAUCCUACAGAAAUGUAUUUGAAGAUUCUAUUGAGAACUUGCAAAUACCUAUUAAGUUUGCAUGCCCGGGAAAAGAGAGACAAGACUCUGUUUUUAAUGGACUUCAGGAAAUUGAUAGAGAUUCAGAACUUGUUUGUGUCCAUGAUUCAGCAAGGCCCUUGGUUUCCUCUAAAGAUGUCAAAAAGGUCUUAGAAGAUGCUGCAGUUCAUGGAGCAGCUGUUCUUGGUGUGCCUGUCAAAGCUACUAUAAAGGAGGCAAGCAGCGAUUCUUUUGUCGUAAAAACCCUUGAUAGGAAGACCCUCUGGGAAAUGCAAACCCCACAGGUGAUGGAGCCCAAUUUACUCAAAGAUGGUUUUGAUCUUGUUAAAAGGGAUGGCCUUGAAGUCACAGACGAUGUUUCAAUUGUAGAGUACUUGAAACAUCCCGUUUAUAUAACUGAGGGCUCUUAUACAAAUAUUAAGGUGACAACUCCUGAUGACUUGCUCCUAGCCGAGCGCUUGAUGAAUGAGGAAUAGAGCCGAUAGUAAUUUUUUUUGCUUUAUUUUAGAGGCACCUGUAUGAAUAUGUCAGUACAAAAUUCCUCCGCAAUUCCACAGUUUUGGAAACUAGAGUAAACAUGUAGCUGGUACACGGAACAGAUAACCUGUAUGUAACAUUCUUUCUGUGCCAAUGAAAAUCUGGAUGCAACUGUCA
Molecule: messenger RNA, 1202 nt
Organism: Brachypodium distachyon (stiff brome)
Lineage: Eukaryota; Viridiplantae; Streptophyta; Magnoliopsida; Poales; Poaceae
Product: 2-C-methyl-D-erythritol 4-phosphate cytidylyltransferase, chloroplastic
Exons: 12
Coding region: 140-1024 (294 amino acids)
Biological process (GO): isoprenoid biosynthetic process
Molecular function (GO): 2-C-methyl-D-erythritol 4-phosphate cytidylyltransferase activity
Source: RefSeq, a predicted model, not a curated record